This is a messenger RNA of Tricharina praecox, 345 nucleotides long. Its product is annotated as mitochondrial genome maintenance protein Mgr2. Gene Ontology annotation, biological process: protein import into mitochondrial matrix; protein insertion into mitochondrial inner membrane. The transcript has 3 exons. Bases 1 to 345 code for a protein of 114 amino acids. The record is from RefSeq and is a predicted model, not a curated record. Lineage: Eukaryota; Fungi; Ascomycota; Pezizomycetes; Pezizales; Pyronemataceae. Gene Ontology annotation, cellular component: TIM23 mitochondrial import inner membrane translocase complex.
AUGCCCCCAGUAUCCUCCGUCCCCUCCGCCGGCCGCCACGGCCACGCGCCCAGCACUUUCGACAAGAUGAAAAUGGGCGCCAUGAUGGGCGGCACGGUCGGGCUAUGCAUGGGCUUCAUCUUCGGAGGGUACACGAUAAUGAAGCAGGGCCCCGGUCCCAACGGCGUGAUCCGCAGUCUGGGACAGUACAUGAUGGGCUCUGCGGCUACUUUCGGGUUCUUCAUGUCCAUCGGCUCUGCCAUCAGGACCGAGGCGCCCUCAACGAGUAUGCAGGCUUGGGCGAGCGCCAGGGCGGCGCCGAUUCUGAUGGCCGCGGCCGCCGCGGAGAAGAGGGAGAGGAAUUGA